Messenger RNA from Penicillium pulvis, 1083 nucleotides. Its product is annotated as peroxidase. Gene Ontology annotation, molecular function: peroxidase activity; heme binding. Bases 1 to 1083 code for a protein of 360 amino acids. NCBI's taxonomy places the organism in Eukaryota, Fungi, Ascomycota, Eurotiomycetes, Eurotiales, Aspergillaceae. The record is from RefSeq and is a predicted model, not a curated record. Gene Ontology annotation, biological process: cellular response to oxidative stress; hydrogen peroxide catabolic process; response to reactive oxygen species. The transcript is spliced from 2 exons.
AUGGCUUCAGCUGCUCGAUCUGCGUCCCGCGCUUUCUUGCGCUCCUCCGGAGCCCGCCCUGCCGCGCGCUCGGCUCGUUUCGCUCUCCCGGCUCAGGUCCGCGCCUCUACUCGCCGCGGAUAUGCCUCUGAGGCUCCCGCCGGCAAGUCCUCCUCCUUCGGUAUCUGGGGCAUCGGUCUGGCUGUUGCCGGUGGUGCUGGUGCCUACUUCUACCUGAACGGAGAGGCUACCCCCAAGGGACCUUUCGUUCCCACCCAGGCCGACUACCAGAAGGUGUACGAUGCCAUUGCUGAUCGCCUCGCCAACGAGACCGACUAUGAUGAUGGCAGCUAUGGUCCUGUUCUUGUUCGUCUUGCCUGGCACGCCAGCGGUACCUACGAUAAGGAGACCGGUACCGGUGGCAGCAACGGUGCCACCAUGAGAUUCGCCCCGGAGUCAGACCACGGCGCAAACGCUGGUCUCAAGCACGCCCGCGACUUCCUCGAGCCUAUCAAGGCCCAGUUCCCCUGGAUCACCUACUCUGAUCUCUGGACCCUGGCUGGUUCCGCUGCCGUCCAGGAGCUGGGCGGUCCCAAGAUCCCCUGGAGACCUGGCCGUGAGGACGGUGAUAUCGCCGCCUGCACACCCGAUGGCCGUCUCCCCGAUGCCUCCAAGGACCACCGUCACAUCCGUGCUGUCUUCGGUCGUAUGGGCUUCGAUGACCGUGAGAUGGUCGCCCUUUGCGGUGCCCACUCCCUCGGUCGUGCUCACGCUGACCGCUCUGGCUUCGAUGGUCCCUGGGACUUCAGCCCUACCGUCUUCACCAAUGAGUUCUUCCGUUUGCUCGUUGAUGAGAAGUGGAACCAGCGCAAGUGGAAUGGUCCCGCUCAGUUCACUGAUAAGGGUACCUCAACUUUGAUGAUGUUGCCUACUGAUCUUGCUCUUGUUAAGGAUAAAGCUUUCAAGCAGCACGUUGAGCGUUAUGCUAAGGAUAGCGAUGUCUUCUUCCAGGAGUUUGCUGAUGUUUAUGUCAAGCUUCUUGAGUUGGGCGUUCCUUUCAAGAGCAAGCCCGAGGACCGCUUUGUUUUCAAGACCUCCGAGUAA